Cercopithifilaria johnstoni is the source of this 2971-nucleotide messenger RNA. Lineage: Eukaryota; Metazoa; Nematoda; Chromadorea; Rhabditida; Onchocercidae. The record is from the annotation of a GenBank genome assembly.
UAUAAAUGUCAAUCUGAAGGCUAAAGAAUCAUGGGAAUUAUAUGAUAAAUGCAGCGGAGGAAAACUUGCAGAUGUGCUUUUAAACUGUCUUUUUCUUUUUCAUGCAAUAUAUGAUAUCAGGUCCGUUCCGUAUUUAUUUUCAUUAGAUCAAGUGGGUGAAUUGGACAGGAUUUAUAACGCUGCCAAACAAAUUUUGGCUCAAACAAGAUUGAGCAGUUUAAAGAGAAAAUUACCAAAAUCAGUUUUGAAAAUGUAUGGACAGAGAAUACGAUCCAAUAAAGAAACAAGUUCGGUUUUUGCGCACAGAAUCUUAUUCUCCACAUCAAAGGCUCUGAAUACUGAGGAAAUUCAUGAUGAGAAGAAAUAUGUCGAGAAAUUUACAAGGAAGGUGGAGAAACUCAUUAGUAAAAUCACACUGCGCGAUUUCGACAUAUUUGAAAUGCAAAAUCUUGUCGAUUUCGAUUUAACUGGAAAAAUUGAUUUUGCUCUUUUUAAAAAGAUAUGUAAUGUUUUGCCCGAAGUAGAGGCAUUAGCUGACCCUCGUGCUGCUGAUGAGUUUUUAAAAGUUUUGAAACACAUUGCAUGUAGUUACAACGAUUGGAAUGCAAUAAUGGCCUACUUUUUUGGCGCAUUCCGAGAAUUAAAUGGUAGUAAUAAGACUUUCAAGCGCCUUUAUCAGAAUUUCGAAGAAGAUAUGAAAAAUUUUCUCAACUUAAUUGAGGACCACGCACAACUUCAUACGAAUCAAGUUAAAUUGAAAAAAGCGGUUGAUGAGUGUGCGUGGCUUUUAAUGAUGUCACCUGUUGAUACAGUGAUAUCAUUCUUUCUACAAUGUUUGGAGAAUAUAUUAAUAGUACCAAAUUUUAUCAGAGUUUUGCGUAAACUGCCGGCAUACUCUAACAUUGAAUUCGAAGCAGUGUUUGAGAAGGACAAAAGGAGUAAACGUAUAACACCAGUCUUGAUGUUUGCAUUGAGAGUUAUUUUGACUAUCGAGCGGUCAUCUAUACAAUUUGAUGCAAAACGUCGGAAUUUCGUUUACAUAUGUGUAGCACUGUGUCGUGAACGUCAUGCAUUAUUAAAGGAUGGGAAGGACGAAACAGAAAAUGAAGGAAAUGUAAAGGCAGAAGCUUCUACUGCACUGUUUGAUGGCAUCGUAGAUUUUGCUCUUAUAGACGGUUCUGUUAUUCUGGAUCAUAUUGUUUUGCCGUUACUGAAACAAGUGCAUUACCAAGAAAUUGCACUGGAAAUUGAAAGGAAAUUAUUGACAUCUUUUGGUGUACGACGUACUCCGAUAAUCUGGAAAGCUGAACAGAGUAUAAAAUUGGGCGAAAGUGAAGCUGCAGUCAAGAGCAGUUCUGGAGUGUCCAUUUUGCGGUUAAUUUCGAUUUUACUAGAUAUAAUAAAUGAAAAUAAAGACUUCGACAAUUAUGCGCUUGUCGAUUCUUGCUAUGAUUGCUUACGGUUAUUGGGUGAACGGCUUAAAGAAGAUGGAGUGAUUAUCGAGACAAAUGCAUUUAACAGUUUGCUCACUUGUUUUGAUAAGUCGUUAUGGGUUUACAAAUAUGCAGUAGCUUCCUGGUUUUACAAAAGCCUGGCAUCGUAUGAGAGGGAAAUCCCACUGUUGCUUUACGAGGCCUUGAAGGAAGAAAAGAGACAAACAUUGAAAGCGAUGAAAAUUAGUAUGGAUAACGGUGAUAUUUCUGGUCGCAGUCUCCUACGAAGACUUUUUGAAUUGGGAGCUGUUCAUCCUGAGCUGGCGUUGGAUAUAUUGAAAGAUGGGUUUUCAACAUGGAUAAAUAUUGCUGGACAUGACAUAUCUGGUGCACUUGUUGAUGUUAUCCGAAGUCAUUACAAAUUUCCGAGUAACAAAAUAGGUGGCUUAGUAGAAGUUAUUAAAGCAAUCGCUAAUCAGAUCGAUCUGUCUCGCCAAAUAGUACCUUUGCUUACAGAGAUUUCGGAGAGUUCAUUUUACGGACUUCGACUAAUUGAACCAUUGCUAUUGAUUCAGGAAGCUGUGAUUUGCGCAAUACAUUAUGAUAAGAGAAGUAUGGAAGACUUGACUGCAGUGCCGUUUCAUGUUUUGGAAAUCGAAAAUCAGGUGGCAGUGAAAUUGUUGAAAUUAUUUUGCGAACUUGCAAAAGAUCAUAUACAGAAGGAAAUGAUCGAUUUGCGUAGAUGCUACAUAAUGCACAAAGUUGAAAUUAAAGAACCAAAACCGAACCUAAGUGAUGUGAAUAUUAAUCGUGAAAUACGUGUUGAAACAGAAUUGAUCCAACUUUAUUUUGCGGCGGUUGUUCUCUCAAAUCAUAUUAUCGGGUUGCCGCAUUAUUUGAAAAUAUUGUUGGUACAAUUGACUAAUUUCCACAUUGAAAUGGGAAGGAUGAAACUUGGUUCAACCUUUGAUGAAAUUAUCAAUAAAGCUUUAUUGAAUCAAGAUGUAAAGGAGAAUACGGUAAAUAAUAAGCAGCCUUUUGAGAAGUUUUCUGGUUUUCCUGAUUUUAACCAAGGAUUGGCUUCAACAGAGAUGAGUGAGAUGAGUUAUUUGUCUUUGCCGACUUUCACCGUUUCAAACACUGAAUGCGAAACAAACAGAAGAAUCGAUCUUACAAGUGCAAGCAUUGAAGCAACUCGAGAUCCAUUUAGUGAUCGCCUUGCCGAGAUGUCUGAGCAGAAUGCAAUCUUUAUGGCCGGUACACGAAUGAUAAAAGACCGGACAAUGUCAACGAUAAUAGAAAACCAUUUUCGUAACAACAAAGGAAACAAUAUGUGGAAAUCAGCUGUCGGGCCAAGGCCAAGACGUGGAGCUUUACCACUAUUUUCGGUAGAACAUGAUCAUAUACAUGAUGGUGGGCAUGAAGAGCGUCAGCUUGACGAUCGAGGUGGUGCUGAAGAUAGUGCGAAUUGUAGAUGGAACAAUAAUAGUGACAUUAAUAACGGUGGUUUUCGUCGCAAAAAUAAAAAACGCAAAUGA